Molecule: messenger RNA, 1229 nt
Organism: Wyeomyia smithii (pitcher-plant mosquito)
Lineage: Eukaryota; Metazoa; Arthropoda; Insecta; Diptera; Culicidae
Gene: PSMG1
Exons: 2
Coding region: 497-1201 (234 amino acids)
Biological process (GO): proteasome core complex assembly
Cellular component (GO): endoplasmic reticulum
Molecular function (GO): proteasome binding
Source: RefSeq, a predicted model, not a curated record
GUUUUCAACUUUUGACAGCUUUAUGUAUGUUCGAUCGGUCGCAACUUGGAUGCAAUCCGGAUCCAGAAGCGUGAAAAACUAAUGUUAUCCGAUCGGUAGCUCUAGUAUCGCGAGUGCCAAUCCUAAAUACAACAAUAAAAAAUCACUUUUGAUAUUAUUGCCGACAUUAAAAGAUUUCGGUUCUGGUCGUGUUUUGGUGUUGCAGCUUGAAAAACAGCAACAAUAACAAACGUACAAGCGAAGAAACGUCAUCCGUGGAUUGCCUUAUUCACUGUUAGCUGGAACAAAAUAAAUCGAUUUCCGCUCCAAUAACCAUGAAUGACACUGCUGGACCUGAUAUUCAACAUGACGUCUGAAUCAGACGAUUCACGCCGACUUACAGUUUUUGAGUUUUGUUUACCACUGUUUUGAUGAUUUGCGGUAACAAGAGAUUUGGGUUUACUAACCGGCUUAUAUUUUUAAAAUAGUCAAACCGAUAUAUUUUUAAGGCUUAAUAAUGAGUCUUGAUUUCGGAGAAAUUGUUGAACCUUCGACACGUGCUUUCUGGGACGAUUACGACGAAAGUGAAGAAGAUCGGGCACCGUUGUCACCGCUAGAAUGGAAUUGGUUGAACGAAGAUAACACCGAGCAAAAGAUUGACAGCAUCAAGCUUUUUCUUAUUCUGGAAGGUCAAGCAAUCGCUAGUUUCGUUGGAACGGCAGUAUUGAAAGGCAGAUCGCCGAUCGCUCGGUUGAAGAACGGAUCAACCUAUAUCUACAGUAUUCCGGAUCAGAGCGUGUUAGUUUGCUUGUCUGAAGAGAAGAAUCUUAACAAUUUUUCUCGUAUAACGAAAAAGCUAGUACCAUGGCUUGAUUUAGCGCAACAGGUGAUUGCCAUUUCGUUCCAACCGAGUGUUAUGCAUAAAGGUACUAGUAUGAAGGAUAAGGAGGAAGCGUGUUUCAUACGAUCGCUUAAUGGUCAACACAGUGAUGUUAAGGAACUGGAGGCACCGAAUGUUAUCACCGGUCUAUCGGCUGGUGCUCUUAGUUACAGAAAGUUCACUGGUCAGUUGAUGGCAUCAGCUUAUGUAUGCUUUUUGGAUUCAUCCGUUCUUGAUUCGGUAUCCUCGCAGCCCGUACUUCGACUGCUGGAAUCACUUUCCAUCGAAUGUGACGUCAAUUAUCAGUUAAAAUUUGUGGAAGGUUCUAAUCUUUAUCUAUGAAUUAAAAUGUCAUCUCUGAUGUGUUUUC